GCUUAAACUAAUUUGAGUCGUCUCUGACUUCAAGGGACGUGUUCCUAAGUCAGGCUUUUCGCCGCGUCAGUUCCUACUGCAUAUUUGAUGACUGAAAUUAAUCACUGUGAUUCUGAAGUAUCUACAAUUUUCAGCAUUGUUUUAAUAUUAGUUAAUGGCGCCUUUUGUUUGACCUUUUGAGUGCUGAUUGAAUCCUGUUUAGACUGGUGGACACCGACGGCCAAUUUCCCCUUAAGCUCAUGAUUCACGGACUCCAUGCAAUGGCAGAAGAAGUACUCAGAUCCUCAACUUUAGUCCAAGUAGGGAUACCCAAGUCUGAAAAUACUUAAUUACAAGUAAAAGUCCAGGAUUCAAAUUAUUAUCAGAAAAUGUGCUAAAAGUAUCAUAAGUGAAAAGUCAUGUAAUAAUAAUAAAAAUGUCCUUUAUUUAUCCCUGUAGGGAAAUUCCUCUCUGCAUUGACCUGUCCUUAAUUAUUAAGGAGCAGUGGGCGGCAGUAAAGCGCCCGGGGAGCAACUCGGGGUUCAACUAUGGCGAGAGCGGGGAUCGAACCAUCUACCUUGUGGUUACUGGACGACCACUCUCCCCCACUGAGCUACAGCUGACUCCCAAAUGUUCCCCCUCCAGGACCCGGUCCGGCUGCAGCAGUGGCUGAGGAACAUGCGGCGCGCCAACUGGGCUCCCUCUCGGCAUCAGUAUAUUUGCCACGAGCAUUUUGCGCCUUCGUGCUUCAAGGUGCGCUGGGGGAUCCGGUACCUUGAGAGCGACGCUGUGCCCACAGUCUUCCAGGACGCCGAGAAAAGGAAAGCGUCUUACGAGAUCAUCGUGGACCCGUCACAGCAGGCAGAAACCAGCCGGUUGGAGGCAAGCGGCCUCGGGGGGUCUGACCACUUCCCUUUCACUUUACUCCAGAUGGUCAACGAUCUAAGUAACGCCGAGGAGGUGAUCGUGAUGUCCGAAUGCCCCGCCAGCGAGGGUCUGGAUGAGCUCCUGAACGUAAUCCCCACUGCCAUCUUAACGCAGGGCCACGUGCUGGUGAGCGAAGACGCGACUGGCGCCCCGAAGGAGCCCUCGGACACCCCUGAGGGCGGCGAAACUCAAGUCAUCGCCUACUUCGAGAGCAUACCGAACGUUUUCCCUGGGGAGGCCGCCGCCCUGCUCAGCAUCUGCCCGGACACAGUGCUGUCGUCCGCUCUGAGCUCCAAGCCCAUCACGUCCACUCUGCCCAUCGUGUCCAAGCACACGGCGCGCUCCCCGACGUCCCUGGUCCUCACCGCGGAGAGGUUGGACAUGGACGAGGAAGAGGGGGAGGAGGACGGAUCGUCGGAGGAGGACGGAUCAUCGUCGGAGGAGGAUGGUGCGUCAGAAGAGGAAGAAGAAGACGAGGAGGAUGGUGCGUCAGAAGAAGAAGAAGAGGAGGAGGAGGCCGACGACGACGGAGCGGAGCCGCUGGAUGAGCACUGCUACCACAAGAGCAGUCUGAGCAAGGAGCAGCUGGAGGUGAUCGUGGCCGAGCUGCAGAAGAAGGUGAAGGUGCUGCAGCAGCGCCACCGCCGCCACCUGGAAAAGCUCCUGGGCCUGGAGAGCACGGUGAGCCAGCUGGGGCAAAGCAACCUGCUGAACGAGGAGCGCCUGCAGCUGCUGGAGAGGGCUUACGUACAGACCAGCGCAGCGGUGUCGGAUGCCGGGGCCACCGUGGCCAUCAUCUACGACAUCAUCGCCCGCUGCGAUAAAAGCCUCAGGGCUUUUGUUGUUUCAACGACAGGGCCGAUGUCGUUGAAACAACACAUUGAAUGUAGCGCGGCGGCGUGUUGUUGAAUCUGCUGUGAGAGUUGCACAAACGUGGUUGUGUAAUAUGUGACGGUGUUGAAUGUAGGGUUUCUUUUCUUUUUAUUUAAGCGCUCCACACUCUACCCUCCCCCUCUUCCACCAACCAAUUUUUGUUUGAUUUUGAGCUUAUUUUUGUUUGAUGAUGCACAUAUUAAAUGAAUAAAACAACAAACUA
This is a messenger RNA of Pseudoliparis swirei, 2002 nucleotides long. RefSeq names its product THAP domain-containing protein 5-like. The record is from RefSeq and is a predicted model, not a curated record. The transcript is spliced from 5 exons. The coding region runs from base 610 to 1815 and encodes 401 amino acids. NCBI's taxonomy places the organism in Eukaryota, Metazoa, Chordata, Actinopteri, Perciformes, Liparidae.